UUCUUUGCUCGAAUGUUUCUUGCUUGAUUAUUUCUCAGUUAAUUAUGAUCAACUUCAUGCUUCGAAUAAUUCCAAUAGUAUACCUUCUCCAUUUCCUACUACUCCUUCGUCUGCUAUUGAUGUUGAUCCAUUUCAAACAGUCGAUCCAUUUGCUUCUCAAUCUGAUAUAGGUUCACCUACAGCAAUCAUAACAAAUAAUGAUUGGUUUCAAUCAACAAAUAAUGGUACGACAACAAAUGAUCCAUUUCUUUCUAAAACAGAAAAUACACCAAAAAAUGAUAAAUUUACACCAAAAUCAAAUGUUAAACAAAUACCAGCAGUUGAUCCAUGGGGUACAUCAACAAGUACAAAUAAUGGAAAUAGUUGGGCAGCAUUUAAUAAUACAAGUUCACCAUUUGGUACAACUAAUGACUGGCCACAAGCCCCAACAAAUGGAAAUUCAUCAUCUGAUACAGUUCAAUAUCGAGCAUUAUAUGAUUAUGUACCUGAACGUCCAGAUGAAAUAGCAAUAACUGCUGGAAAUAUCAUAACAGUUGAUCCAACACAACAACAAGAUGAAAAUUGGUUAUUUGGAAAAAUUGGAAAUAAUAAACAAGGAUUUUUUCCAACUGCAUAUGCUGAACGUAUUCCAUCAACACCAACAUCUACUAAUGGAAAUAGUAUUGAUACAACUUCACUAUUAACAUCGGGAUCAUGGGUGAUGACAUUAGCAGAUUAUCAAGGAAAAACAGUCGAUAAACAUUUAUCAUUUCAAAAAGGUGAACUUAUUCUUGUACGUGAACAAAAAGAUACAACUUGGUAUAGUGGACAACUUCGCGGAAAAAUUGGAUGGUUUCCAAGAAAUUAUGUACGACCAGCAAGUGAAAUAGAAAUACAAAAUAAUAAAAAUACAACGAAAAAUACAUCUUCAAGUCCAGUUUCAUUGAAUUCACCAGCUUCAUCUAAUGGUACUUUCUCCAAUGACAAUAGCAUCGCAUUACGUCAAGCACCAACUGCACCAACAAUACCUGAUGUUUAUAUAUCAAUUUAUCCAUAUGAAGCAACUGAUCCAGCUGAUUUAUCAUUUAAUAUUAAUGAACGUAUUAUUGUAUUAAAACGUGAAGGUGAAUGGUGGACAGGAAAAAUUGG
Molecule: messenger RNA, 1128 nt
Organism: Adineta steineri
Lineage: Eukaryota; Metazoa; Rotifera; Eurotatoria; Adinetida; Adinetidae
Source: the annotation of a GenBank genome assembly